AUGGGUGUUACUCCAGAGCAUGGUAAUAUUGACCUGAUUUCGGGUUCAAGCCGGCCAAGCCAUGAGGCUGGCCCUGUCCCUCCGUCCAACGUCGACGACGCCGCGCUUGUCCGCAAGAUUGACAUGCGUGUAAUGCCAAUGCUGUUUGCCAUUUAUUUUGUCGCGUUCUUGGAUCGAGUCAACAUCUCCAACGCGCUCACUAUGAGCAUGCCGGAUGAUCUGAAUUUGUACGGCGACCGGGAAAACGUUGCCCUUCUGAUUUUUUACAUUCCCUACAUUAUUUUUGAAAUCCCCUCCAACAUUGUCAUGAAGAAGCUUAAGCCGCAUAUCUGGUUGUCAGGCUGUAUCAUUGCCUUUGGUGUUGUCAUGCUCGGUCAGGCCUUUGUUAAGAGCUACGGUGGCCUGAUUGCGACUCGUUUCUUUCUCGGACUUGCUGAAUGCGGUAUCUUCCCCGGCAGUUUCUAUCUGAUUAGUUUUUGGUACAAGCGUGCCGAAGCCCAGAGGCGUUUCACCAUGUACUGGUCCUCGGUCAUCUUUGCAGGUGCCUUUGGUGGCCUGCUCGCCUCUGCUAUUGCCAAAAUGGACGGCAUGCGUGGUCUAGAAAACUGGCGAUGGAUUUUCUUGCUGGAAGGUGUUGCAUCCAUCUUGGUCGGCAUCACCGCGUUGUUCUGCUGCUCCGAUUUCCCCCAGCAGGCAUCUUGGUUGACCAAAGAUGAAAAGGCCGCAGUGAUUGCGAAAACGCGCAACGACGAGGAUGACGACGUCUCGGUGACGAAGUCUGAUUUGGUUGAAUGUUCUAAAGACCCCAAGAUGUACCUGGCUGCGAUCAUGUACUUCACUAUUGUGAUCCCUAUCUAUGCCUUCUCUUACUUUGCCCCGACCAUCAUCGAAAACCUGGGAUACGGAACCAUCCAGACUCAAUUGCAUAGUGUACCGCCCUUCGCCGCUGCUCUCGGCCUCUGCAUUAUAACGGCAUAUUUUUCGGACCGCUGGAGCAUCCGCUUCCCAUUCAUUCUCUUUGGUGAUCUGCUGAUCAUUAUUGGCCUGGCCAUCAUGCUGACCAUGCACGGCGCCGGCCACUUUUCCGCGGAGUAUCUCGGCAUUUGCUUCAUCACCAUGGGCGCCUUCAGCUCCGGCGCCGUGAUCGUCUGCUGGGUCCUGAUGAAUAUGCAGGGCCACAAGCAGCGCAGUAUCGGGUCCGCCUUCGUGAUUGGCGUCGGCAAUGCAGGUGGUAUUGUCGCUGUCUUCUGCUUUACCAAAGACGACGCUCCCUUGUACAAGCGCGGGUACUGGAUUCUGAUGGCGAUGGCGCUCGCCGGCACGAUGACAACGGUGGUAUACGGCCUGGUGGUUGUGCGUGAGCGCCGUCGUCAGCUCCGUGCCGAGGGCAAGACGGACAAUGAAAAGAUUCUCUCCCUUUAG
Molecule: messenger RNA, 1422 nt
Organism: Penicillium riverlandense
Lineage: Eukaryota; Fungi; Ascomycota; Eurotiomycetes; Eurotiales; Aspergillaceae
Exons: 4
Coding region: 1-1422 (473 amino acids)
Biological process (GO): transmembrane transport
Cellular component (GO): plasma membrane
Molecular function (GO): transmembrane transporter activity
Source: RefSeq, a predicted model, not a curated record